AUGAAAAGAAUCACAGAAUUUGAUAGCAAACAAUAUCAUCCAGAAUGUUUUGCGUGUGCAGAUUGUCGAAAGGCGAUAACGUCACAAUUUUAUCCAUUUAAUAAUGACUAUUUAUGUGCCAAUUGUCAUGAAACACGUUUCCCAAGAAAGCGUGUUACAUGCAAACAACCCAUAAGCGCUCAGUCAAAAAUUAGUAUGGUCGAAGGUCAACCAUGUUGUGUACGUUGUUAUGAAGAUCGACAUGCUAAAAGAUGCUCGAAAUGUCAAAAAGCAAUUGUUGCCGAUGUUGAAUAUUUAGAAUUUGAAGAUAAAUAUUGGCACAAAGAAUGUUUUGUAUGUUCAAAAUGCCAGCGUUGUAUAGCAGAAGAAUCAUUCUAUCAAGAUGGUGAAUUAAUUUUAUGCAAAGAUUAUGUUUAUUGCAAUACAAAAUCAAAUGGUGAUCAACAUCAACCCUUGAACAAUUUAGUACAAUCAUUAGCUCAAUCAUUAUCUGCUCAAACAAUUGAUAUCGUUCACAAACGAAAUGAAUCAAAAUAUUAUCAAGUACCCAGAUUGGAAUGUGAUAAUGAUUUACGAAAAUAUGGUGUGAUUCGUCGUUUUUUUCGUUUCCUUAAUCCAUUUUCUUCAUCCUCCACACCUCCUGUUCCUCCACCCGUUCCUCCACCUGAAGAUAUUCGGUCAAAAACAUUCUUUCAACGCUUGAAACGAGCCUUAGCCAUCUCGCCACCGAUCGAACGAUUUUUAAUACGAACAAAAGUAACAGAAGAUCAAGACGUUGCUCGCUUAUUAUCCAAAACGGCCGCUGUAACUAUUUAUUCAUUUGUUGGAGUCACACUUUUGGGAACAGCAGGUUUAGAUACAAAACCUCUGAUCGCUGGCUUAGGAAUAACUGGAUUUACCGUGGGCUUCGCAUUAAAAGAAGUGGCAACAAACUUUUUAUCCGGAAUAUUUUUAGUGAUAAAUAAACCAUUUGUGAAAGGAUGUCGAUUGAAAAUACAUGGCAGCGGCGGUGGAAUUGAAGGUUUUGUCGAAUACAUUGAUGUUCGUUACGUACAUCUAAGAACAAACGAUCGUGGUAUUAUCAUGAUUCCAUCAGCAAUCGUUUACACUAACCCUAUCACUGUAUUUCAACCGGAUGACGACGACGACGAGAUCGAUGAGAAUAAAAAUUUCGUUGAAAGUGAAGUAAAAGACGCUCCGAUCACAAAAGAUGAUUUAAAAAUGAAAUUUAAUCAAGAACCAGUUGGCACUGAAAAGAAACGUAUUUGA
Molecule: messenger RNA, 1269 nt
Organism: Didymodactylos carnosus
Lineage: Eukaryota; Metazoa; Rotifera; Eurotatoria; Philodinida; Philodinidae
Source: the annotation of a GenBank genome assembly